Molecule: messenger RNA, 1185 nt
Organism: Racocetra persica
Lineage: Eukaryota; Fungi; Glomeromycota; Glomeromycetes; Diversisporales; Gigasporaceae
Source: the annotation of a GenBank genome assembly
CUCUUUCCAAUCUUUCAACCGAUUUACAAGCUUUUGGUUUUGCUUCCGGCGCUGGUUCAAAAAUUUUUGAAACUAUUGAACGUGUUCCUCCAAUCGAUGUUGCUUCUGAUGCCGGCGAAAAACUUGAAGAUGUUGUGGGUCAUAUUCAACUUAAAAAUAUAAAUUUCAUUUAUCCGGCCCGCCCAGAGGUCAAAACCUUGAAUGGAAUAUCCUUAGAUAUUGAACCUGGUACUACUGUUGCUCUCGUUGGUUCUUCUGGUUCCGGUAAAAGUACGAUCGUGUCUCUCGUACUUCGUUUUUAUGAUCCUGUUUCUGGUGAUGUACUUCUUGAUGGACGUGAUAUUAAAUCUCUUAACCUAACUUGGCUUAGAAGACAAAUAAGUCUCGUUGGUCAAGAACCCGUACUUUUUAAUACUACAAUAGCCGAAAAUGUGGCUCAUGGAUUAAUCGGUUCCGUUUAUGAACAUUUACCUGAUAUCAAAAAACGUGAUAUGAUUGAAAAUGCUUGUAAGAUGGCUAAUGCUCAUGAUUUUAUUAUGAACCUUCCUGAUAAAUAUGAAACUAUGGUUGGUGAACGUGGAUUUUUAUUAUCUGGUGGUCAAAAACAACGUAUUGCAAUUUCCCGUGCUAUUGUUAAAGAUCCAAAAAUUUUAUUACUCGACGAAGCUACUAGUGCUCUUGAUACACAAAGUGAGGGUAUCGUCCAAGAUGCGUUAGACAAGGCUUCAAAAGGUCGUACAACUAUUGUUAUUGCUCAUCGUUUAUCCACUAUCCGUAAUGCGACAAAGAUUAUUGUGAUGCAUAAAGGUGAUAUUGUGGAAUCGGGUACACACACAGAGCUCAUGGAUAAAAAAGGUGCAUAUUUUAAACUUGUAGAAGCUCAACAGAUUCAUCAAGCUAUAAAUUCUGAAGAAAACCAAGAUUCAUCUGUAAUUCCACCGGAAGAUAAUGAUAUAUCACUUAUUGCCAAGAAUGAUAUAAUACCUGAAGAUCACCAAAUUACUCGCAUAAGAACCAACAAAUCUGUGUCAUCUGCCUUUUUGUCUAAGCAAAAGGCUGAUAUGGAAAUGGGAAUAAAACGCGAAGAAGAUUAUACUACUUGGGAAUUGAUAAAGAAAAUAGCAUACAUUAAUAAACCUGAGUUUUUGAUACUUGCUUUAGGUUUCUUAGGAUCAGUCAUAAACG